This is a messenger RNA of Andrographis paniculata, 838 nucleotides long. Its product is annotated as EG45-like domain containing protein. Bases 34 to 462 code for a protein of 142 amino acids. The transcript has 2 exons. NCBI's taxonomy places the organism in Eukaryota, Viridiplantae, Streptophyta, Magnoliopsida, Lamiales, Acanthaceae. The record is from RefSeq and is a predicted model, not a curated record.
GAGAGAAUAAUUCAAAUAAAUAUUAGCCUUAGGAUGUUGAAGCCGAAAAUUCGAUUCCUAUGGCUCCUCCUCUUCUUCUUCUUCAUCGGACGGCAAAUUCGAUUUUCCGGCGCCGACAUUGGAACCGCCAGCCAAUACGUUCCUCCGUACACUCCGACGGCGUGCUACGGCAGCGAUUUCAGCCAGUUUCCGACGAGCAACCUGUUCGCGGCGGCGGGGGAGGGGAUUUGGGAGAAUGGCGCCGCCUGCGGGCGGCGGUACUCCCUCCGGUGCAUCAGCGGAGGCGCGCCGACGGCCUGCGUCGCCGGAGAGUUGACGGUCGAGGUUAAGAUUGUGGACCGGGCGGCCACCUCCGUAUCCCAGCCGAGCCGGCCCGGUUCAAGCCUCGUCUUAUCCAACACGGCUUUCCAGAAAAUCGCCGAUCCUGCGGUUCCUUACUUGAACAUUGAAUUUGAACAGUGAGUAUUCAUUCCCCCUUCACACGCUUUAUUAAUUUGGAAACACGUUUUUAAAUUUUAUUCUCAAAACACGUUUUUUAAUUUUAUUCCCCAAAAAAUAAAGAAAUCGCACGUAAAUGUAAAAUAAAUUAAAAUUAAUCGCAUCUACCCAAUUUUGUAAAGUUAAAAUUGAUUUUAUCAAUAUUUAAUAAUAGUAUUAAUAAUUAUGAAUUUUAGUUGUAAUACCUUUUUUUUAUUUAAAAAAAUAUUGCAUGAAAGUUAAUUAAAUAUUAAUUACUGUUACAAUUUCAAAAAAAGACAGUGCUGAAUGAAACGUGUGAUACUUGCCCAACUACCUAAUUUUUAUAAAAAAAAAAUAAUUAUGAUAAUUUUUAUUUUUU